AUGGGUCAUUCUUCAGUUGCCAUUGUUGAAAGCAAUGAAGUAACUUGGAAUAAUACAAAUGUCACUAUUGUGGGAGGUGAAGUAGGGACAUAUUUUGUGGAUAUGAUUGAUUUUAGCGAGGUAGAGGAGAUGCAUGGUGGUGAUAAUAGUACUGAAAGAAAUGAAGUGUCAGUGUACUCUGCCCCUCCUAAUUUGGGCUGCUUCAACACAGCUGCCCAGUUGCCAAUAAUGCGUUUAGGAGGAGAAUCUGAACCCACUCGUCAACAUUAUUGGAGUCAAAUGGGUGAACAAAAUCGGUACAAUGCAGCCGGUGUAAAUGAUGAAGAAGCAUAUUUGGACAGCGGGUUUUCACAAAGUGAUUGGAAUCCGAAAAUUACAGUUGGGCAAAUUUUCCCUAGUAAGAAAGCAUUGUUGACAGAGUUACGAUUGACGGCAUUAAGAGGCCACUUUGAAUUUAAGGUGCAAUUCUCUUGCACUAAGAGGUUCGUAAGUGACAAGCAUCGUCAAGCAACCGCAGCACUUGUAGCCACUUCACUUAAAAGGAAGUUGAAGGAUUCUCGGACAAUAUACACACCAAGUGACAUUAUGAGAGAUGUGAAACACAACUUUGGUUGCACCAUCCAUUAUUCGAAAGCUUGGAAAGCAAGGGAGUUAGCUCUAUUGUCCAUUAGAGGAUCAGCGGAGGAGGCAUAUUAUAUCCUUCCAGCUUAUUGCUAUGAAUUGGAGCGUAUGAAUCCCGGCACAAAAACACACAUCCAAACUGAUGAGAACAAUCACUUUGUGUAUUUAUUUAUGGCGGUUGGCGCAUGUAUUAGAGGAUUCCGUUCUUCCAUGCGCCCAGUGAUAGCCGUGGAUGCCACUCAUUUAAAAUCCAAGUACAAGGGUGUUAUGUUUGUAGCAAAUGCAUUCGAUGGUAAUCGAAAUAUAUAUCAUCUUGCUUUUGGGAUUGGGGAUUUGGAGACGGAUGCAUCAUGGCAUUGGUUUUUCACUAAACUUCAUGAAGCCAUUGGUGAGUGUCCCAAUCUUGUUAUUAUUUCUGAUCGCAAUGUUAGCAUAGAGAAUGUGUGGAACAAAAUUUUUCCAACUGCACAACAUGGCAUAUGCUUUUAUCAUAUGAAGGGGAACAUGAAACGCACUUGCAAGUUGAAAAAGCGUGAUCACAUACUUAUGCACUUUGAGCAGGCUGCGAAAUCUUAUUCCAUUGCUGAAUUUGAUUGUCAUUUUCGCAAGAUCAAGCGAAAGGAACAUGUUGCUCAAUAUCUUGAAGAGGCAGGGUUACAUAAGUGGUCUAGAGCUCACAUGGAUGGACGCCGCUACAAUGUAAUAACAACAAAUGUUGCGGAGUCAAUCAACUCAGUCCUUAGGUUUGCAAGGAUGCUGCCAGUGGUUCAUUUGAUAGGGGAAAUUGUUAAUCUCCUUGUGAAAUGGUUCACCGAACAUCGUGAGUUGGCUUUGAAUUGCACAACAACAUUGUGCCCCAAUUUUGGAGAGAAGAAGUUGAGGAACAGGUUGGAGGAUGCUGCAAGGAUGAAUGUGGUUAAAGUAAAUAAUGCACAGUUUAAUGUUUUGGACGGUGAUAUGGACGGCCUCGUAGAUUUGACGAACAACAGUUGUAGUUGUAGAAAGUUUCAGCUUGAGCAGCUACCUUGCAAGCAUGUAGUUGCAAUUUGCCGCUUCUUGAAAGUAAAUGUAUACGCAAAGGCUUCUCGGUAUUACACUCGGAAAACCUGGAUGGAUGCUUAUUCGGAUAGCAUCUACCCGGUACAACCUCACGGAAUGUGGGAUAUUUCUGAAGAUGUUCGAAGUCGAGUUGUGCUGCCUCCCAUGGCAAGGGUCAUGCCAAGCAGACGAAAGAAGAUAAGAAUUCCCUCGCAAGGAGAGGGCACCAUUAGAAGAAAAUGCUCAAGGUGCGGUUCCGCAGGCCACAAUAAAAGCACCUGUAAAAACAAUAUUCCAUUGCGCAAUGUAUCUUAG
Molecule: messenger RNA, 1974 nt
Organism: Prunus persica (peach)
Lineage: Eukaryota; Viridiplantae; Streptophyta; Magnoliopsida; Rosales; Rosaceae
Exons: 2
Coding region: 1-1974 (657 amino acids)
Molecular function (GO): zinc ion binding; nucleic acid binding
Source: RefSeq, a predicted model, not a curated record